CGACUUGCUACAGUAUCGCAAGCAAAGUGCAUUCAAGGUGACGCAGUUAGUUGUACGAUAAGCUCAGUACGGUUUAAAGUUAUGGAAAAUAUUUUUUCGUUGUUCACCUUUUUGGUGGUGUGUACGAGUCUAGGUUAUGCCUCACAUCAUGGCUUCGAUGAAACAUCGUAUGGCGGUCAUCAUCCAAUUGAAACUCAUUCAGAGGUCUCUAAGCAUGUACCGGUUAAAGUAAUCGAGAAAGUGCCGCUCUCCAUCCCGCAUCCGGUGCCUGUAAAGGUGCCCAAUCUUAUACGCAUAGAAAUACCCGAACCAUAUGCAGUGCAUGUGCCGGUGGAACAGGAAAUUCAAGUGCCCACAUAUAAUAUUGUGCCCGAGAUUACCGAAAAACGUAUACCCUAUACUGUUGAGAAACCAUAUCCGGUAGAAGUGGAGCGUCCAUAUCCUGUAGAAGUGGUGAAACAGAUCAAAAUUCCUGUUCCAAAACCAUACCCCGUGCCAGUAACUAUUUACAAACAUGUUGUACAGAAGGAUCAUGGUUGGGAUUAAUCUAAUAUAAUAGAUGAUCUAACAUAAUAGAAGACUGUGGGUGCCUAUGGAGAAAAAUCUGUAGAUAUCUCAAUGCUAUUAUAUAUGUAUUUAUAUUCAAGUAUUUUAUGCAAUAAAAGUGGAAGAUGGAUUAAUUUGUAUACU
Molecule: messenger RNA, 690 nt
Organism: Bactrocera dorsalis (oriental fruit fly)
Lineage: Eukaryota; Metazoa; Arthropoda; Insecta; Diptera; Tephritidae
Product: titin
Exons: 2
Coding region: 82-546 (154 amino acids)
Source: RefSeq, a predicted model, not a curated record